Molecule: messenger RNA, 243 nt
Organism: Clunio marinus
Lineage: Eukaryota; Metazoa; Arthropoda; Insecta; Diptera; Chironomidae
Source: the annotation of a GenBank genome assembly
AUGGAGUAUCAAAAUAUACAAUCUUAUGCAAGAAGAAUGCUUGUGAUCAAUUUUGGUUUUUCAACUGAAGAGAAAGUUCUUAGAUUAAGGGGAAGAAAUAAGUUUUUUCAGGAAGUCAGAUACAGAAAAAUGAUUUUAAAUGAGAAACGUAAUGAAAAAUUAAUAUCUUUAAAGAAUUACAAUGCUCUAGAGCAUCUUCAGAUGACUAUGAUAGUUACUAAGAAUGGACCUGGAAAAUUCUAA